CUCCAUUAACGUCUCCUGUCUUUCCACAUCAUCAACUUUCUGGCGCAGGCUCGUCGUUCUUCAACAGAUAAACAAUGACCUCCUGACGGAGUGAACCAACUCAAGCAACAUGCAGCCACUCACUCCUCCUCCUUACCUAGACCACAUAACACUUCCCAACAUCGAAGAUUGGCCCAACACUGACCCAGAUUCGGAACCUGCUGUCGAAGACUGGCUUCAGCUCCGGUGCCCAAAUUUGAACAUUAAAGAACUCAUGUCUUCAUACAACAAAGUCACCAUACCUGUCGAAGAAAAUUUUCGAUUACUUUGGAGGCUCAGAUCGGUUGUGAAUGCAGCAACAGAUGGAGAUGCUGAAAGCGCGGUAAUGCAAACACUGAAAGAUCUGGAGUCUGAACGCGUGAAAUCAGACGAAAGAUGUCGCUACAUAGGACAGAGACUCUUUUUCCACAAUCCCUUUCCUGAUGGGGAGGGUGCGAUAUGGGAAGCUCUCGUUAGGAGCAAGAAUUUGCUCUCUGUGAACGAGGCAAUAUCGACGCUUUUCCCCUACCUCUUUGAAAAAGUGAACACCGAGACAUCAGAAGCAAAAACUACCGAGCAGUCGGUAAGCACACAGCCCAAGAAGACCAACCAUUCCCGGGUGGCCAAACCACGAAGACCGCAGAGAAGCGAAACUCGCAAACAGAAUUCUACCACGAAGCGCCGGCUGCGGGACAAGACCGACAAAAGAGGCGGAAGCCCCCAGAAGAUGACGACGGAGAAGACGAGUCCGCUACGGAGGAGCCCACGCUUUACUCGACCUCAAUUGACCUAAUGUCUUCGGACAAGUUCAAGAGCUGGCACAGAUAUGCAAACACACAUGCUGAAGAAGAGUCGCUGAAGAAAUGGUCUCCUGGGACAUGGGAAAUUCCAUUCCUUCGUUGGCUGCCAGUGCCCUCUUCGGCGCCUACGUCCGAAUCCACAUUCUACCGCACCGCCGUGCCGUUAGAGCAGCUCGACCCGGUACCAGUCUGCCCUGCUCGCCCCUUAUUCAGUUCACACUGCCUUGGAACCAUACAUUGGUGAGGCAUCCAACAGCGAAAUACAUCGAAUCGGUGCUCUGACAUUGAGAGAUUGGCACAUGCAUGAAGCCAAUCGUCGAUGCCACCCUUCUUAAGAUGUCUUCAAACUAUCGACACAGCACACAGCCUGAGGCACCGGCCUGCGCGGUGUGCAGCGUCAAAUCCUUUCAGGCAAGACCAUCAUCCACGUUACUUUUGCCUUGGGAUCGAGCAAGGAUGCUAGACAGCGUCGGAUCUCACUGAGGAUUCAUCCCGAAUCGCUUCAACCUCUCAAGGUUGGCUCGAAACCCAUUGGCUCCUGACAAUCGCCCCUCUCGGUGCGAGCCAGACACGAACCACCUUUCCACCUUUCCUUUCAUCGACAGAAUCCACGUGUAAGACACAGGUAUUAGCGACUGCCUCAGCCAGCUACACCCUUCCAGGCACGAAGUCAGAAUCUCUGACAAUGAAGAGGCCAUCCCGUGUCUCGCUGCAUCCGAUCAUGACGAGUUCAACCCUCGAGCAGCGAGGUCUUUGGUGCCAUCACUGUCUCCACCUCCUCAGCUUGCUGCCAAUAUGUAUACUGACAGCCCACUGCUGACUUUGUUGGGAGAGGGAUACCCGAAGGGUUGGUAUGCCAACAUGAUCACUGUCCUAUCAUCCACAAACAUCUAGGACCUCCUCGCACGAAGAUGAAGUUGGAAAGCACGAAGCAAGACAAGGAAAGGAUGGCGGCAGUCGUGCACCCUGCCUGCUGAUGUAGCAGUCAUUCGGCCUGGCACAUCUACCACGGAGUAGUGGAUCGCUUCCGAUCCUUCUCGCCGUCGGGCUCGACUUUCUGCCACCACUUCCCCAAUCUUACCUCGCGGAGCCGCCUCGAUUUGCUCUCGGGAUGCAUUGAGCUUGACUUUAGGGUAGCGUCUAUCAAGGUGUGACUUCCGCUGGCCUCCAAUUGACGCUGGUACUCUGGGAAACCCGGCUGCUGUUCCCCUGUUACUCGGACAGUAGAUGCUACCCUAGUUGUCGAGGUCGUUCCGGUCGUCGGUGCGGGUGGUACGCCGCCGUUGCCGCCAGUGAAAUAGGCGGCACGUCGACCACCCUCUCCACCGGCCCGAGCGUCCGUCAUUGGGCCGAGGUACCGUGGCUGGGACCAUUCAGCUGUUGGCAACGAGCAACUAUUUCGCCCUGAUGUUGGCCAGUUGAGGCAUGUGAGCAGGACCGCAGCUCAAGGCCAGGCGGCUGGGCACUCCAGCAGGCUCGUCACUGCAUCCAAGUACUCCACGACAGUCACAAGGACAGGGGCGUCGGCAGACGUGACGGGCUGUACAGUCAAACUGGUCGGUCCCCUCAUGACCUGGUGUUGCAUCCUGCUCGUCGUUCAAGAGACUCGGCGGAUAGGAAUUGCGUCUCAAGUGCGUUCGAACGGCCAUUGAGCCGUGGCGAUUGGGGCCGAAGCCGAGGGAUUGUAUCUCUGUCGCUUUCUCGGCGAAGGUGACCGUCCUUACCGUUCACCAUCCGACGCUUUCGUCACCGGCUGUGGGCGAGUUAACCUGGUCGGAUUUUCUCGUCCCAUUCUCGAUAUAGAUCUUUCAGAUUAGCUUCUACUGAGAAUGCUGUUUUUGGAUCACUCCAUAGGCUUUUGUAGCUCGGUGCAGCAUGCUAUAGCAUUGAACGCUGGGAACAAGGAUGUUCGACUGUCCUCCAUUUCGCAGCCAG
Messenger RNA from Exophiala xenobiotica, 2753 nucleotides. RefSeq lists its product as uncharacterized. The transcript has a single exon. The record is from RefSeq and is a predicted model, not a curated record. Bases 110 to 811 code for a protein of 233 amino acids. NCBI's taxonomy places the organism in Eukaryota, Fungi, Ascomycota, Eurotiomycetes, Chaetothyriales, Herpotrichiellaceae.